UCGCUGCCGAUCCGUGCUGGGCCGAGCGAUCGUGCCGGAGGCAUGAUCCUUGUCGGACUUGUGCGUUCGCGCGUGCUGCAGAUUUGACGUUCAACAGGUGGUCGUGUCGCUUUGGUGGACGGGCUGGAAGGGGUUGCAGCCUGGCGCGAAGGUCGCUCGAGAGUAACUCGCGCGUGGCUAUAGACUGCCGAGGGAUCGAGCCGAGUCGCGGAAAGGGGGUUGAUCGUUGAACGGGACGGAAGUUGCGAGCGUCGGGACUCAAACUGGACAUACUCACCGCCACGUCGGGACGUACGGAGUGGAGAUGUCCGCGGGUCGCUGAGAGAAUGAGGGAGCUGGACACCGAGAGCCCUGUUGUCUGGCCGGCCUGGUGUUACACUGGUGAGGUAUCAGGUGAGAACGUGUCCGCGAGCUCUGGACCACGUGGCGGCGAUCGUGGAGAGGCGACUGAUUUAGGCACACACACGGAAAACAACGACGGGGCCACCCUGGCCGCCAACACAGCGGUCGACGCAAGGGGCGGCAGCCCCCAGGGUGCCCACCUUUCCGGUGCGGCAACCCCCAGACCGCCGAGGGGGAGGAGGCGACAGAACCAGAAUGGUCUCGACACUACUCAAGUCAAAACAGAACGCCUUACACCAGACAAUAAUUCGACGUCGUCGAGGAGCGUGACGCCCUCAUCGUCCAGCCAUCCAGGAACGCCGCCAAAUGCUACCCCUUUGGGUGGACCCGAGGGCCCACCACCACCCCAUCACCUCAAACACAUGGAGCAGAUGAUGGGACGAAAUUAUAGCGAUUUCAUGAGAAGCCUCGCUGCCAAGUACAAUAACGCCAACCCUAAUGACUACUUCAGUUCGCCCAGAAAUGGCUAUCCUCCUGGCUUAGAUCCAAGGUUUCCGGCAUUCAAAACUGCCGCCACACCAUUCGUCGGUUUGAUGGCACCCUUGGGUGCGCCGCAGCCGUCAACCGUGUCAACCACCUCGCCACUCUCCAAUAAGGACCCGAAAGAGCAGAAGCAAGAUAGUCUGUUCGGCAAUCCCAUGUUCCCACCGAUGUUGGAUAUGUCGUCCACGCAAACGCUUUUGCACAUGAUGAGGACCGCAAAUGCCGCUCAGAAUGCAGCCGAGCUGGAAACCUACCUUAAAGGUGCGAACAAAAGAGACGCGGGAGUAACGAGUCCUCUGGAUCUCUCGAGUCCAGGAGGAUUUGCCCCACGGAAGAGGCAGAGGACGGAGACUAGGAGGUCUGGAAGCGUGUCUCCGAAGCCGAAAGCAACCCCUCGACCGACCACGCCACCCCCAGUCAGGUGUCCAUCACUAUGCGGCCACAUGCCCUGCGGAGAUGGCCAAGCAGUGAAUCGAUGGACCAUCGAGGACGUCGUCAAUUACGUGUCGUCGAUCGACAUCUGCGCAGAGUACGCACAGAAUUUCCGCGAGCACCGAAUCGACGGAGCAGCGUUGCCCCUUCUCUCGGAGGACCACCUGACAGGGCCGAUGGGAAUGAAGCUAGGCCCAGCCCUGAAGCUUCGCGCCCUGCUGGCUCGGAAGCUGGGCGCCUGCACGGUCUGUUUGCACUGUGCACACUGCCAUCAGACACCUCUCCCAGCACUGAAUGCGGCCGCGGCCGCGGCAGCCGCGUCGCAGCAGCAACACCAGCAGCAACCGCAGCAGCAACAGUUGCCUGGAAGGCGGCCAAGCAGCACGGGAAACUGACAAACAAUGGCGGAGACUCCUCUGGGCCCGGAGGGCGCGCUCACGCCCUCUACGGACCUGAACAGGGCCCUCAGGAUAGAA
Molecule: messenger RNA, 1793 nt
Organism: Eufriesea mexicana
Lineage: Eukaryota; Metazoa; Arthropoda; Insecta; Hymenoptera; Apidae
Exons: 6
Coding region: 327-1712 (461 amino acids)
Biological process (GO): negative regulation of DNA-templated transcription
Cellular component (GO): nucleus; PRC1 complex
Molecular function (GO): histone binding; chromatin binding
Source: RefSeq, a predicted model, not a curated record